This is a messenger RNA of Sycon ciliatum, 411 nucleotides long. RefSeq lists its product as uncharacterized. Bases 1 to 411 code for a protein of 136 amino acids. Lineage: Eukaryota; Metazoa; Porifera; Calcarea; Leucosolenida; Sycettidae. Gene Ontology annotation, molecular function: DNA binding. The record is from RefSeq and is a predicted model, not a curated record. The transcript has a single exon. Gene Ontology annotation, biological process: DNA recombination; DNA integration.
AUGCGAGACAGCGAGUACGCAUCUACCGACCCGCAGAAGAUGUUGACGCAGGAACGCGUCUGCAUCCGGGAAAACGCAGUGAGGCUGGCUGUCCCAUUCUCCAAAACAAUGCAACUGGGAGAGGGCAGCAAUGUGACGGUCGGCGCCACCAACAAUAACACCUGCCCGGUAGCCGCAUUGGGGAAGUACGCACAGCUGCGCCCCCAAGUACUGGGAGCCUAUUUCCGCUACCAGUCUCGCCAGCCGCUUCGCCCCUCGGACAUGAACGACUUACUCCGCCGAGCUCUCCCUAGCCAGAAGAUCUCCAGCCAUAGCCUGCAUAUCGGUGCAGUAAAUGCCGCCGGAAGGAAUGACCUGCCACCUUACGUCAUCCAAAGGGCCGGCCGAUGGCGGAGCAACGCUGACCUCUGA